Lachancea lanzarotensis is the source of this 3408-nucleotide messenger RNA. RefSeq names its product LALA0S10e04918g1_1. Gene Ontology annotation, biological process: positive regulation of transcription by RNA polymerase II; DNA-templated transcription. The coding region runs from base 1 to 3408 and encodes 1135 amino acids. Gene Ontology annotation, molecular function: sequence-specific DNA binding; zinc ion binding; DNA-binding transcription factor activity, RNA polymerase II-specific. The record is from RefSeq and is a predicted model, not a curated record. Lineage: Eukaryota; Fungi; Ascomycota; Saccharomycetes; Saccharomycetales; Saccharomycetaceae. The transcript has a single exon.
AUGGGACGUCCGCCGAAGAUUGUGAGUCAGGAGAAAAUAGAGCAGUUCCAGCUGGAGCUGGAAAUGGCUGGUCAAGACCCAGAGUUACUGCUGAAGGACAAGAAAGGACGCUCGAGAUCAUGUCUGCUAUGUCAGCGACGGAAAAGAAAGUGUGACCAUAAGGUACCAAGCUGUACGGCGUGUCUGAAGGCUGGUGUACGUUGUGUGCAGCCUAGCAAAUACGUGAGCAGCCCAUCGCCGCGAGCUACACCUUCAGAAUCGCCUUCUCAGACUCCCGCAUCUAAUAUCACACAGCGGGCAUCAGGGCCUAUUAACUCUGUUGGAGCAGUUACAACGGCUACAAAAGCCCCCAAACAAGAUGAAUACACCAAGUUCUUGGAAAAGAAAUUGAGAUAUCUUGAGAAAAUGCUUGACAUGCCACCCACGGGCGAGCCAUUCAAGAAAAGACUUGCCAAUUACAGACGAAUCGCUCACCUCAUCGACAGUCCGGCACCAGAGGAAGCGACGGAUAUAAACGGAAGAACUCACCUUAGUUGUGCUGGAGCUUCAACUACUCAGUUUGCCAUUCCCCCACCAUUGUCGUCUACUGGGUCGUCUCCAAUUCUACCACCACCUCAAACUGUCAAAUUUUUCCCUCUACAACCUGAGUCUCAUUCCAGAGGUGAGACUCGCAUCAACAACCGUGUGACUAGCUCACUAGCUGCAUUGAGUUCAGAUUCACUGGACUCUAUCGAUUUCUCUCGUUGCAUCUUCGCGAAAUACAACCUUCGCGAUUUUUUAUCGUACGAUCCAGCCUUUGAGUUUGAGGAGCAAUUAUCUCGGGCCUUCUUAGAUACCUAUUUCACGAGGCUCCAGUUCAAAUAUCCUUUGCUGGAUAAACAAGAAAUUUACAGCUUUCACGAUGGUUACAUUGGUAAUAAUGUUCAUUCUUAUUCGACACAAGAGUUUCAUUUUGCAUGUGGCAGAAUGUGGCUUAUUUUUAGCAUAAGUGCCUGCCUCCAUAUGUCAGCCGGCAAAUACCAAGGCCUGCCACCUAAUAGAUAUUUUUCCACCGCCAUUCGUCACAUAACCAAGUGUGGUGAAAAAUUGACGUACGUUCAGCAAGUGGAGAUUCUCACUUUACUGGUAUUAUACAUGAUACGGACAGACCGAGAUUCGAGUGGUCUUUAUGAGAUUAUAAAGGACGUUACCUCAAUAUGCAAGAACAAAUUGCAUCUCAAUAAGUGGAAUGCUCAAGACAUUUUUGCAGGCAAGAAACUUCGGCUAUUUUGGUGUGUCUAUUUGUUGGAGAGGAUGAUAUGUGUGGCGGUCGGUAAACCCUACACAAUACCAGAAUCUGAAAUUGAUCUCCCAUUAUUCGAUGAAGCCAGUUUCAAUAAUAGCUCGAUGAACGAUGAAAAAAGGCAUGAACGAGGACUAAACUUCAUCAAUCAGUCUUUGAAGCUGAGAAGAAUUGAGUCUCAGUUUGUGGAAUGUCUGCAAAUUAUUCCACAAAAGUCCAACAGCACAAUGGAAAACUAUAAAGGUACGGUUGAACUUGCUAAACAGCUACCACAUGUGAAAGAAUUUUUCCAUGAGCUAGAAAUAUGGCGAUCAAACUGUUCUACUUCUCGCGUUCCCAAUUUCGAGAAUGAAACUUUGAAGCUAUACUAUUUCAGAUCCGUCAGACUAUUGAUCCAACCCUACUUGGAGCUUCUCGAGCCCGAGAAUAGACUUUUCCGCGAAUGCCAGGCAGCUGCUGGUCAGAUUUGCCAACUUUAUAAAAUUUUCCAUCAGAAGACGGUUUAUGGUCAUUCUACGCCUGCCGUGCAUACGGUGUUUGUCGCUGGCGUAACUUUAAUUUAUUGUAUGUGGCUGAUGAGAAACUGGGAUGAUGAGAGGCGAAGAAAAUUGGGCGACAUCUCAAAGCACACUAGACCACUGGUCAGUGCAAGCUUAUUCUCUACCAUGGACGAUCUUAGAGCUUGUUCAGCGUGCCUCUAUGUUAUGGCAGAAAGAUCGAAGUUCGCAAUAACAUUCAGAGACACUUUUGAUCAGUUAAUGAAUGCUACGAUUGGGAACCUCAUAGAACGUUGCGGGCCCGAUUCAUCGGAGCUGAUUUACAUCAAUGAGGACAGAAGUGAAAGCGAGUACUCUGUUGGUGGGCGGUCAGAAAAUUCUGAUAACACUGGGGCCGACGUAAGCUCGCAAAUGGUUGAAGGUGGCAUGCCACCUGCAAUCAGACGUACGUUUGGUACGGCUUCCAAUGAUGCUCAUGUUGGGUUUGUGGAGACUCCUCAGGUUGAUCUUGAAGAGCAGAAGGUGUUGAAGAAAAAACAAGGCGAUUUACAAAAAGCCACUGUACCGCAAAAACUUUCAUACCUUUUGGCACCGGAUAUUGAUGAAGAAGUCAGUAAAAGCACUAGAUCAAGUUCUCCGAGGCGCAAGUCAAGUGGAAGUGCCAAGUAUCAAUCUGAGAAGGACAAGUAUUUUGUAAAAAAACCGGCGCAUAUCACGGAAUCAGAUUGGCAAGCAUUUCAGCAGCAAGCUUUUUUGCAACAACACCACGCUCAGCAAACUCUUCAAGCGUAUUUGGACUCGUUACAUGGAAAGCUUGGUGAUCGUAACGUCGAGUCUACUUCAGAUCCAAAAAAUCAACUGGAAGAUUCUGCGACAACUGGAUAUUCCGCUGGAACACCCAAUAAUCGUACAGCUGAGCCAGUUGCAACGGAUUCUUCAAUAGUUAGUAACCCACACUGGUCUAAACCCACCGGAGCUGCAUUGCCAAGAAAUGGCAGUGGUAUCACACCAAUAGGAACGGCCGAAACGAUGCGGACCUCGCUUUCAAGUCCUGCAGCUAUGUCAAUCCAGUCUAGGCCUAUCAACGGUUAUGCCAACACAGAUGCAGAUUUUAGUGGGAUUCUUUUUAACAAUGGAACUCAUAAUAUGAUCAACAAUAUUUCGACGUGGACGAACGAUUCGGUUGUGGAUCUUAUGAAUAAUUACCAGGCGGAUCAUAAUUCGCCCUUCAACGUUAAUACUUCAUCAGAUCCAUCUCUUCGUUUUAACGCUAUGAACCCUUGUUCAAAUACAUCCAGAUUUGCUACUCCAGUAUCGCAAAUGCACCCUAUUCCACCAGUGGAUAAACCGCUGAUGCCGACGCAACAUCAAAUAGCCCAGACCCCAUCGGACCAUGCUCGGCAGCAGGAACGUAUUCCGCAACAGCAGCCUCAACGACAACAUCCCCAUCAACAGCAGCAGCAGCAGCACCAACAGAGGUCAAUGCAGCAUCAACGUCUACAUCAACAGUUUCCUCUUGGAAGGCCCAAUCCUCAGCCUGUGAGAAAACACUUUCAGUCUGAUUUAUUGUUUGGUACGCCGGUAGAGGAGUUUUGGACAGUAAACGACGAUUACGGAUUUCUUGCUUGA